This is a messenger RNA of Ilyonectria robusta, 207 nucleotides long. RefSeq lists its product as uncharacterized. Lineage: Eukaryota; Fungi; Ascomycota; Sordariomycetes; Hypocreales; Nectriaceae. The record is from RefSeq and is a predicted model, not a curated record. The annotation marks the transcript as partial. The transcript has a single exon.
GAAGAAACCUGCUACCUCCUCCCAGGUCUCCAAGCCCUCAACCCCUCCGUCCCAGAAGUCGACCUCGACGCCUACACCUGGGUCCAACCCACCGCCAUCGAAGACGACGAAGUAAUGUUCGACAGCAAGGCCCUAAGUACUUGGUACGAGGAGGAGCGUCGGCGUCUGACAAGCGGGAGCGAGGAUGGCGAGAAGUCAAGAAGUCGG